UACGGCGCCUGUGGUUAUACUGAGGAACAGGCCGUCCAAACAUUUGGCGAACAAAACAUUGAAGAAAGACUAUUGGGUUUUCAUUAUUUGGGUCCAAAUGCUGGUGAAGUGACACAAUUGGUUGGUCUCUCCCUUAAAAUGAAAGCUACAAAAGCAGAUCUCGACGCUCUUAUAGGCAUUCAUCCGACGUGUGCUGAGGUAUUCACAACCCUUGAUGUGACAAAACGGAGUGGUUUGGCGCCUGACCUCAAGUCUUGUUGUGGUUGAGCUCUACAACAGUGUUGGACUCAAACUGUU
Messenger RNA from Medioppia subpectinata, 297 nucleotides. The record is from the annotation of a GenBank genome assembly. NCBI's taxonomy places the organism in Eukaryota, Metazoa, Arthropoda, Arachnida, Sarcoptiformes, Oppiidae.